Molecule: messenger RNA, 702 nt
Organism: Tetrahymena thermophila SB210
Lineage: Eukaryota; Ciliophora; Oligohymenophorea; Hymenostomatida; Tetrahymenidae
Exons: 2
Source: RefSeq, a predicted model, not a curated record
AUGAUAGAUUUUAAUAAAAUGUAAAAAUAAAAUAAUACUAAAUCUUCUUUAAAACUUGUAUUAUUCUUUGAUUAAGUGUAUGAUAAAGAAAAUUAAAAUCCAUUAAAUUAAUAUGAUUCGAAUGAUGCUUGUUCUUAUUAAACAAAAAGAUAAAGAAAUUUAGAUUAGCAAGAAAUAAAACAUACUUAAUAUAUAAAUUUACCAAAUAAAAUUGAUUUUUUAUAAGCCAACUGUAAUUUAGAAACAGCCAAGGAAAAUUAAAAACUAUAAAAUGAUCAUGAUUAAGAAAUAAAGUCUUUUGAAUUAAUUUAGUGCUAAGAAAAAGAAGAAUUAUUUUUCGAAGAAUUAAAUAAAAUUAAAGAUGAUAAAAAGUUAAUCCUAACAACUAAGAGGUCUAUUAAAUAAUUAAAAGACUAUGCAAUAGAAUAAGCUACUCAAGAUUAAAUUAGAAAAAUAAUCAAGACAGGUGAUCAAUAAUUAGAAUAAAUGAAUGAAAAAUUUCUAUACGAUUUAGAAAAUUAAAUAUAAAAUAAUUUAGAAUAUUUGAAUGAAAAAUGCAUGAAAAUUAAUGAAGCAAUAAUAUAAAAAAAGAAUGGCAUAAAUACUCUAAGAAAAAGGAAAAUAUUAUUUUAAAAUAAAUAAGAAACCGAAGAUUCUUAAAAAUUUAAAAUUCUAAAUAUAGUUAAGAUUUAAAAAUUCUGA